AGAGAAUCGGUUGUUAUAAUUAGAAAGUGAAGAAAAGAGAAACUGGAAAAUACUAUUCAUACCAGAGCCGUUACCGUCCGUAUCGCCACUACUCUGUUUCUCUCCACUCAAUUCUCAAUUCUCCAUUCUCUCCACUUUCUCUUUUUCAAAUUUUCUUCCUCUUCAGUUCAGAUCCAUCGCCUUCUUCAACUUCAUCUCUCUCUUUAGAUUCUAUCACUCGAUUCAGGUUCAUAUUUCCAUCUUGGUAUGCAGUCAACUGCUUACAAAUUGGAAAGCAUAGAUGAGAGGUUCAUAUUCAAAUGGCUGUGAUAUAGUUCUUUCGGCAUUUUCUCCUUGUAGCUUGUUUAAGUAAAAUCUGCAAGCACAAUGAGAUGAAAAUGGUAUCACGACGCCCUGAUUCUUUCCUGAUGAAAAAACUUUUCCGGCAUUGUGCUUUGUACAGAAUUGAUUGGAGAAAACUUUUCUUUACUGGGGCCUUAAUGACCAUAGCUGGUGUUAUGCUCCAAACCUUUACACUUCCUUAUCCACUGAACAAAUGGUUCCUCUUUCCUCCUGUUACUGUUUCAUUAAAUGAACCCUUCAAUGGCGCUAUGGGUUUGAUUAGUAAGAGAGUGAAUGAAUCAAGGAUCCAACAGUUUCAACUUGUAGAAGCUGUCCCCAAAGUUUUACCGAAUUCUCCUGUUGAGUCAAAUUUCUCAGUACCAGUUGAACCAGAGAUACCUGCAGUUCCUGUUCAAAAAAGGAAGUCUGUACCAAGAAGGAGAAGGAAAAAUAUUGAUUUAGAUUCCAAGCCAAACCACACAACCCCUUCUACCCCCCCUCCUCGUAAAACUGUACCUUUCAAGUUGCAGAAAUUCGUUGGGUCCUUGAAACCUAAUCAGGCACUUGAGUAUGCGAGGAAGGAGAUCAACCAUGCCCCACUGGUUACUGAUGAUCCUGAACUAUAUGCCGCUUUAUUCCUGAAUGUUUCCCAUUUUAAAAGGAGCUACGAACUGAUGGAGAUGAUACUUAAAGUUUAUAUUUAUCCUGAUGGAACGAGACCCAUUUUUCACCACCCACAUCUCCAAGGAAUAUAUGCUUCUGAAGGAUGGUUUAUGAAGUUAAUGGAAGGAAACAAACAGUUUGUCACAAGAGACCCAGAAAAAGCUCACUUAUUUUAUCUUCCAUACAGUGCACGCCAACUGGAAAUGGCCCUAUAUGUGCCUGAAUCACAUAAUUUAAAACCACUAUCAAUAUAUCUGAGGAACUAUGUGAAAAAGAUUGCUAAAAAAUAUCCUUUCUGGAAUCGCUCACAUGGGUCGGAUCACUUCCUUGUUGCUUGCCAUGACUGGGGUCCUUACACUGUAAACGAGCACAAGGAACUGAGUAAAAAUACCAUAAAAGCUCUAUGCAAUGCUGAUCUUUCAGAAGGAGUCUUUGUCCGUGGAAAGGAUGUUUCCCUACCAGAAACUACCAUAAGGACUCCCAGGAGGCCUCUUAGAAAUGUUGGUGGUGGAAAGAGAGUAUCACAACGUCCUAUCCUCUCCUUCUUCGCUGGUUACAUGCACGGCAGGGUUCGUCCAACGCUACUGAAGCACUGGCAUAACAAAGAUGAAGACAUGAAAAUUUAUGGGCCAUUGCCUGCCAGAGUCUCCCGAAAGAUGUCUUAUAUUCAACACAUGAAGUCAAGUAAAUAUUGCAUAUGCCCAAUGGGGUAUGAAGUCAACAGUCCCAGAAUCAUUGAGGCCAUUUAUUAUGAAUGUGUCCCAGUGAUUAUAGCAGACAACUUUGUUCUUCCUCUUAGUGAGGUAUUAGAUUGGGACGCUUUUUCUGUGGUUGUGGCUGAGAAGGAUAUCCCCAAUUUAAAGGAGAUCUUAUUGGCUAUUCCAUUAAAAAGAUAUCUCACUAUGCAAAUUAAUGUGAAGAUGGUGCAGAAGCAUUUUAUUUGGAACCCAAGACCCAUAAGAUAUGAUUUGUUCCACAUGAUUCUGCAUUCUAUCUGGUUUAACAGGUUAAACCAGAUUCAAAUAUCAUAGUGGAUUCUCUUGCUAACAUGACCAAGUUUCUCUACUAACAGUAAUUAUUGAGAGGCUUUUCGACACGUUGCUCCCACAGCACAAUUGAUUAACACUAAGGUAUUCAGCAGCACUUAACCCCUUCCACUUGGCUUCAUAUUCAGACUUCAGUAACCCAAUGCAUUAGAUCGAUACAUGAAUAAAAAUUUGAUUAGAAGAACAUGAUGACUGGUUUGAGAAGUUGUGUUACAGGUAUUAUUUAUAGCUAACUUUAUUGAUAAUGUAGAGGAUAUUUUUUUGUAUGUUGUCUAAAUGUAGAAAUGGGUGAUCCAUUUUUUAAUCCCAUGUAUCUUUUUCAGGAGUUUGAAUUGGUCUAACCUUUUGGUGUUUAUGUUCAAAAGAACCUCUUUGUUUGUUUCAGUAUGAAAACAAUGUCCCAAACUACCA
This is a messenger RNA of Humulus lupulus (European hop), 2441 nucleotides long. Its product is annotated as probable glycosyltransferase At3g07620. Gene Ontology annotation, molecular function: glycosyltransferase activity. The record is from RefSeq and is a predicted model, not a curated record. The transcript is spliced from 5 exons. NCBI's taxonomy places the organism in Eukaryota, Viridiplantae, Streptophyta, Magnoliopsida, Rosales, Cannabaceae. Bases 372 to 2015 code for a protein of 547 amino acids.